Molecule: messenger RNA, 821 nt
Organism: Nicotiana tabacum (common tobacco)
Lineage: Eukaryota; Viridiplantae; Streptophyta; Magnoliopsida; Solanales; Solanaceae
Product: 17.3 kDa class II heat shock protein
Source: RefSeq, a predicted model, not a curated record
CUUCUGUCUACAUUACCCACAAUUCAGUUCAUUCUCAGAACCAUUCCAAAAUUAGAAGUUUAAAUCCAAAAUAUCAUCAAAAUCUAAUCUAGAAGAGAAAAGUGGAUAUGAGACUGAUGGGAUUAGAAAAUCCACUCUUCCACACUCUCCACCAAAUGAUGGAUCUCCAUGCGGAUGAUUCGGACAAGUCGAAUAACGUCCCGUCGAGGAAUUACGUGCGCGACGCUAAGGCAAUGGCAGCGACACCAGCGGACAUUAAGGAACACAAAAACUCGUACGUUUUCAUAGUGGACAUGCCGGGUUUGAAGUCAAGCGACAUUAAAGUGCAAUUAGAGGAUGACAAUGUGCUUAUAAUCAGUGGCGAGAGGAAAAGAGAAGAAGAAAAAGAAGGGGCGAAAUAUGUUAUAAUGGAAAGGAGAGUAGGGAAAUUCAUGAGGAAAUUUGUGUUGCCUGAAAAUGCAAAUACAAAUGCCAUUUCUGCAGUUUGUCAAGAUGGUGUAUUGACUGUGACAGUGGAAAAAUUGCCUCCACCUGAGCCAAAGAAGCCCAAAACUGUUGAAGUUAAAGUUGCUUGAAGUGAUGAAAGGGAAAAUUAUAGGAGUGUUCUGUUUUGGAUUUGGAAGUAUAAUUACGCGAUAUUUCAUUGUUUGUUUUUCUCAUGGAAAUUGUUGACAAGUAUGGCGUAAUCACUUUUCAUCUUGGAUAAUUUACAUAUUGCUGUUUGUUUCCAGAACUCUAAAUCUGGUCUGAUUUUGUCAGUUUUGAUGUAACAAUGCUGUUUUAUCUUUCUUUUUUCAUGUUAAAGUGUCUUUUUUUAUUUA